Molecule: messenger RNA, 1593 nt
Organism: Penicillium brasilianum
Lineage: Eukaryota; Fungi; Ascomycota; Eurotiomycetes; Eurotiales; Aspergillaceae
Source: the annotation of a GenBank genome assembly
CGCCCGCGGGGACUUGCAAAGUUUCUCUUUGCAAUUUUUAAACGCUGUUACUACUUCAAACGGGUAUUCCAGUGAAUUGGGACUGACUGCACGUCGAUACAUUCACGAUGCCCAAGGUUCAGAAGGGAAAGCGCAAUAAUGCGCGUGAGGAUGCUGCUGCAAAGACAAAGGCUGCCCACAGUAUCUUCAAGAUGAACACAGAUAUCGGCCAGCACGUGUUGAAGAACCCCGGUAUUGCUGAACAAAUUGUCCACAAGGCCGACCUCAAGCAGAGCGAUAUCGUUCUCGAAAUCGGUCCCGGUACUGGUAACUUGACUGCAAAGAUUCUCGAAAAGGCCAAGAAGGUCAUCGCGGUGGAGUUGGAUCCUCGAAUGGCUGCCGAAGUCACCAAACGUUUCCAGGGCACUCCGGCUCAAAAGCGUCUGGAGGUCAUUCUUGGAGACGUGAUGAAGACGGAGCUUCCAUACUUUGAUGUCUGCAUCAGUAACACGCCUUAUCAGAUUUCUUCCCCUCUCACAUUCAAGCUACUCGCCACAACGCCCGCUCCUCGUACUUGUGUUCUCAUGUUCCAGCGUGAAUUCGCUCUGCGUCUAUUCGCCAAGCCCGGCGACAAACUUUACAGUCGACUUUCCGUCAACGCCCAAAUGUGGGCCAAGAUCGAUCACAUCAUGAAGGUCGGCAAGAACAACUUUAAGCCCCCACCAUUGGUCGAGUCCAGCGUCAUUCGCAUGGUGCCCAAGGUCCCGAGGCCGCAGAUCAACUAUGAGGAAUGGGAUGGUCUGUUGCGUAUCGCCUUUGUGCGUAAGAACAAGACACUACGGGCCAGUUUCAUCGGUACGCCCACCAUCAUGAACAUGCUUGAGCAGAAUUACCGCACGUGGUGUGCCCAGCACGAUAUCCCAGUGGAGGACGGCCCCGUCGAGGAUGCCGAGGGUGAUGUCAUGGAUAUGGGCCAGGAGCAGGAGGAGCAAGGCGAGGAGGAGCCUGCGGAUGAGGUCAUGGAAAUGGACGACGAUGACGAUGUCCCCGAUUUCUUCAAAGAAGAGGCCAACGCCCGCAUCCAACAAGCACUCAGCAAGCCCCAGCGCAAGAAGCGAGGCAAGGUCUCGGAGUUGGUGCGCGAGAAGGUGCGCCAGGUGUUGGAGGAUGAGACCGGCCUGGCUGAUAAGCGCGCCAGAAUGUGUGAUGAGAACGAGUUUUUGAAGUUGCUGUGGGCAUUCAACCAAAAGGGCAUCCACUUCAACUGAUUGAAACCCCGUCUCUGUAGCUUGCGCGAAUCCACCCACCCACAUACCCCACCGGGCCAUCAAAAAUUCGAAGGAGGGCCGGAAAUAGAAUGAUGAAUUAUGAUUACUAUCAAUAAAAGAUACCAUUUUCAGGAGGCUCGUUCCCAGUCGGUCGAAGAUGAGCGCGUGAGUCCUGGAAUAAGCUCUGCCAGAUGAAAGCUUCGCUCAGUAAGAGCUCGAUAUCUUUCUCCGUCCAGUCCUUCGUCGGCAAUGCUUGGAGAAACAUCAUAACCUCCUAUGUACAUUUAUUAGCUUCUGGAUUGGAAGGUUUCUGGGCACUUUAGAGGAGAAAUGCUCACCUGGAAAU